AUGAUUCGAAAGCUGCUUCAACGUCUCAGUACACCUAUUGUAGCGUCUUCGCUCUCCAAAGAGCAACUGUGUGUAUCGCUUGCAGCUGUAGCUCAACUUGAACCGUUUCGUUUGUUUCCUUGUACUGUAUCGCAUCCUUCUUCGGCUAAUGCAUUAAACUUUAAUGAGGCGGAUGCGGCUGCGUUGGUGGCUCGGUCUAUACGUCUUAUCCCACAGUGCACUUUUAUGGAGCUCGGCAUGAUCAGUGGUGGGGCAUCUGCGUUACGAUGGCGCUCUCCUCCGCUUGUUGAGCAAUUAUCCAAGCAGAUUCAUCAAGGCUGCCAGAAUAUUCAUCAAUUUCGAGCGCGACUUCGCCUUACAGAUCUUACCCGCGUCGUCGCCGCCGCCAUUCGCGCUGAUCAAUACUUCAACGUAACCCUCUACACUUUCAUUCGUCACCAUACUAAAUCUGUGCUUCGAUCAAAAGAGCGCCCAGAAACCCUUCUUCACUACGCUUUUUUAGCUAAUAUUUAUCUUGGGGGUCGCAAUGAUGCGAUGGAUAACAUACUCGUCCAACUGCAGGACGCAUGCCUUAGUGAGAGUCACCGGCAAAACUUCCUACAAAAGUAUGAGUGCUUCGUGCAGGCAGUUUGCGGGGGCUGGCUUGCGCACAGGCAGCUACUGUCAGACGAGUUUCAGUCAAAUUGUGGAGACUUCCGUAAGGAUAGUGAGUGUGUAUGGGACGCGACAAAGGUACGCGCGCAUGCGUACUUUCUCCUCCACGACAAAGUGCAGGCUACCGGAUGUGUAAUGACUAACAAAGAUAUUACACUCAAGGAUGCAAUAGAAUGUUUGGAGCUAUUGAAUUUUUAUAAAAUCGACGAUCCAGUCGCUCAUGCGGCACUUGAGGAGGUGGUCCUACACGUCGUACAGCAGAUGGAUGCAAUAGACAUGGAAGAUAUGCACAAAGUCAGUCGUGUGGUGUACGCUGAUGCGCGGCGUUUUCCUCGCUUAGUUGAUGCAUUGAACAAAAAACAUGAACCCAGCAACAGCUUAGAGAAAAUUCCCCAAGCGUUGCAAGCUUACACGGAGACAGUCAGUGGAAGGCGUGUUUCGAGCAUCAUUUUGCACCAUCUCACAGAGGAACUAGGGGACAGUCAGCCAGAUGAUGUUGCGUAUGCUGCGUGUGUGCUAGCACGCCAAAGCGAAGUUCCACAUGUUAUCAUGAUACGAUCCCCGUCAGUUGCCCGAUGCCUCAGCUUAAGGGGGCUCACUGCCUUUCUGAGAGCUGCGAAGUGGGAUCGAACGGGCGCGCUGCUAGCCGCCGCUGAGAUGGCCAUGCGCAGCCUGGACCUUUCUGUGUUUAAUAGUGCGUCGCUCUCUUUGCUAUCGGAUUUGUCAGGUGCAGUGGCGUUACCACUGCCACGUCAUGUCGAUUUGCCUCAAGCUUUUAAGACCGCAGAGAUGACAUUGAAGCGUAAUUUGCUGGAAAGAAUUGCUGCCAUGUGCAGCUCACCUUUGCAGCCACUUGCGGAGAUAUUUGCGGCAGCCACUCAAACACUAGAAUUUGACACGGAUAAAGUGCUUGUACACUUGGCACUCGAUCGGGCCGCGGCGGCCAAGGAGCUGUCGAAGGCUGAAUGGCUUGCUGUCAUGCAGCUGUUGAAGCUUGACAACCAGGUGAGCAGCUUAGAGCUUAUGGAUAAGCUGGCCAAUCGGUUUAAGGAACUGUUGGACCUGUACUUUCAAUAUCAUGCACGCAGCAACACGGAAGCGCACGAAAACUUACUAGAGAUUGCCGCGUUUCAGGCGGAAUAUAAUGCGCCUGAGCUGGAGGGAUUGGGGAAUCAGUUGCUCCAUCGCGUGGAAAGCGAGCUCAGCUCAUGCACGCCCGAGUGCCUGAUCGCUGCUGGGCUGCUUUCUAGACAAGCUCGCAAUUUUGGGGCGGAUUCUAAGAUACAGGCUGCCCUUGUGCCGCACGUGGUCGGCGGGAGGCUGCAUCUCCCAGUUGCUACGCAUGCCAUUGGACUUGUCUCACCGGUAGUGGAGUCAACUAACAUAAACUUGACAGCAGCAUUGGUGAGCUUUUUUGUGGAAGUUUCUCGAAGCACCGGUUGUGUUUCUUUUGUUGAUCCCUCGCCUAUAGCUCGCCUCCUAGUAGCAUAUUGUGCGCUCUAUGAGCGGCUAGUUGCGGGGGAUCACUUCGUCGCCUUUCCCGAGGUUUUACUGCGAUUCAUUGCGGAUCACCUUUUGGCACUGAAGCUGGAGGUGUACGUAGAUCUUUGCCGCUUUAUUUCUUUUGGUCGUCUGGCGGAAGGAUUCACCGACGAGGUUGUGGAGAUGCUACCACGCCAACUAGACCGACUUAAUUCCACACAGAUCGCGCACUGUGUGGGGGGACUGGGGCAACUCCAUCACGCUGGCCAAAGACUGAGCCAUCAAAUUGUAAUGGAGGUGGUCUCCGAUUAUGUGGUCGACAAUGCGGAUCUUUUCUGGAGCGGCCCCGACAUUGCACACAUGUUGGACGGCUUCGCGCGUCUGCAUUGUACGAAGCGUAGUUUGUAUAAUGUCUUCGCAGACAAACUAUCUAUGCGCGCAGUAAGGGCAACCAUGAACCGUGAGGCCAUAACCCUAACUCUACAUGCUUUUGGGAUGGUCAAGUACCUUCACAAAUCCCUGUUUGAUCGUCUCACACAGGUUUGCAUUCAAAACGCACAGAACCUUUCCGCCAGGGACAUAUUUUUUUCUGUCCUGGCACAUAGCCGUGUGAUGUUGUUAAACAAUAGCUUUUAUGAGCAAAUGAGUCAACAGAUCGUCGCUCACGCAGACGAGUUCUCUAUCAGCGCCAAGUGUGAAUUAAUCAAGGCAUACGGGCAUACUGGAAAGCAAUAUGGAAAAAUGACCCAAAUUCUUCUGCAAGAUAUCAUACGUGAAAUCCAAAGCCUUAAGGACGUAAAUGACCUAGUGGAUGUUCUCAAUUCAUUAUGGCAAGUGAAUUACAGCAUGAAACAAGAUGAGAACAGGGAGAUUCUGGCUUCGUUCGUUGCCGAUCAUGCGGGAGAACUAACUAAUAGUAGUAUAAUAAAGCUUUGUUCGGUGUUAAUGGGGUGUGGUUGGCGACAUGAGCCGUUAUUACAGUGUAUAGGGGACCAAUGUGUGUCCUUAGCAAAACAGCAGCAACUGACAGCGCCAGCUGGACGGGCAGUCUUGGAUGCAUUGGGGUUCCUUAUGGUAUCCCACCCGGUAGCGCGUCAGGAACUUGCCCAGCUCGCGCGGAGUGUGAGCAAGGAAGUUUUGCAGCUUUCCGAGGAAGAAGCGGAGCAGCUUAAGCUCCUGUUAUCGGUGUGA
This is a messenger RNA of Phytomonas sp. EM1, 3327 nucleotides long. NCBI's taxonomy places the organism in Eukaryota, Euglenozoa, Kinetoplastea, Trypanosomatida, Trypanosomatidae. The record is from the annotation of a GenBank genome assembly.